CUGUUGUAUUCAAAUGAGCUGCCCCGACCGGACAGAGGCGGGCCAAUCAGAGCCCAUCGUAUCACUAGACCCUCUUUUCAGAAAUCAUUCAUAACGCCGAUGCGUCAAACACUCACAGAGGACCCGGCUAUAAAUACGGCUGCACGCAGGGCACAGUUAGACAUUUCCCCCCAAAUCAAACGAAAGACACAACUGAGCAAGAAGCGUGGGAAUCCGGCGUAUCCUCUUGAUCACUCUCUCUACUCUGCUCCACAAUUGAUAUUCUAUAUUUAGUAUCCAGCUCACUAUGUUGGCCGCGGGUGGAUUAUAUUUGAAGCACGUCGUGGUGGCGGCGGUGUGCUCCGUGCUGGCCACGGGGACGCUGGGGUCCCCGGUGCCGGGGCCAGAGCCGUUCCGAUGCGCCCCGUGUACUCCGGAGAGGAUGAGCCAGUGUCCAGCGGUGGCGCCCGGAUGCGCCGAGGUGCUGCGGGAGCCCGGCUGUGGAUGCUGCCUCGCCUGCGCCCUGAAGGCUGGGGAGCUGUGCGGGAUCCACACGGCGCCGUGCGGCUCCGGACAGAGGUGCACCCCGAGACCCGGCGACCCCCGGCCGCUGCACUCGCUCACGCAGGGACAAGCCGUGUGCACGGCGAGCACCGGGCCGGCGCCGACCCCCGAGUCCCAGACUCAAGACCAGGGAGAGCCAGCGGCUGAGAUGGAGAACGCUGCCAUCAUCUCGGACCCCAGCCCCAGCCACUACCUCCCCGGCCACAGUAAGCCCUACGACCCGCGGGCCGCGGCCGACGCUCAGGAGAGCAUGAAAGCCAAACUCAUCGCCGUCCGCAAGAAGCUGGUGGAGCAGCAGGGGCCCUGUCACCUCGAGCUGCAGAGGGCCUUGGACAAGAUCGCCAAGUCCCAGCAGAAACUAGGAGACAAGUUAACCAGGUUCUACCUCCCCAACUGUGACAAACAUGGGCUUUACAAACCCAAACAGUGCGAGUCCUCCCUGGACGGGCAGAGGGGUCGAUGCUGGUGUGUGAGCUCCUGGAACGGCAAGAGGAUUUUAGGCUCGACCGACGUGCCUGCGGACGCCGAGUGCCCCUGAAGGGACCAACCACUGAUGCAGAUCUCACAAAAAACAAACAGAAAAGAAGAAGCAAGCCACUGAUAUUUCCUUUUUGAUAGCUGUUUAUUUAUUGUCCAUGGUGGUGUUUAAUUCAGGUACACUGUCAUUGGGGGACCGUGGGCCCCCCCCCCUUCAAACACCCGUCCCAAAGAGAAAAAAAUAAUCUAUUUUUGUUUUUUCUGAAAAGGAGAUUUUAAUAUUGAUGCAUUCACUUCUACUCUUCAGCCUUAUUUAUUUCAAGUCUACUGCAUUUUGAUUUAUUUGUAAUUAUGUCAUGACUAUUUAUAUCUUUUUUGCCUUAUCGUUAUUAUAUUAUUAUUUUUGUGAGUGUAUAAAGUGUACAUAUGUAUCUUGGCCCUGAGUAACUCCACCGCCGAGUUGAGCUCGCUCUGCCCUUAAGGAGUCGUCUGGAGGUUUGGUUUGUGACAAACCAAGCGAGAAGAAAAGCACUGAGUGACCAAAUGUCAUUUAGAAGAGUUUCUAAAUGUUUGUUUCAGUGAUUCAUUUUCACAUUGUUGCCAUUGUCGCGUCUUCUUCUCUUUGUCGUUGCCUUUUUUAUUUUCCGAUGUCACGCACGAUCAGCUCUUUCCCAGCGAGUGCGAAACUCUCGCUCGGGAAUCCUUAAACGGUCUCAGAAAACAUUUCCCAUGGUUCCAUGGGGCUGCAGAUAGCAAGACAGGAGGUGCCUCUCUGCGCUGCCUCUCAGACGGGUAUUUCUACAUUUGCCUACCUCCAAUAUUUGUGUCUGCUGUCAGUUGUGUGGAUAUAUUUGUCGAGGAAAGACUUGCCGUUUCACUUUGUAUGUUGCUGUUCUCUCUGACCAAGAACACAUGACCACAAAGAGCAAGUCCCACAGUGAACCGUGACACGUUCUGCUCUAUCUAAAAGCUGCUGUCGGAGAGAAAAAUAAUUGUUAACGUGAGUCUAUUCCAAAGUGACUAACCGCUCACUCGAGUGUAUGUACACUUUUUGUAAUUGAGAUGUAUUGUAAGAAAAAAAACAGGUGAUAUAUUUAAUAAAAACAUUAACCUCA
This is a messenger RNA of Xiphias gladius (swordfish), 2135 nucleotides long. It is a transcript of the gene igfbp1a, whose product is annotated as insulin-like growth factor binding protein 1a. The record is from RefSeq and is a predicted model, not a curated record. The transcript has 4 exons. Gene Ontology annotation, biological process: regulation of insulin-like growth factor receptor signaling pathway. Gene Ontology annotation, cellular component: extracellular region. Lineage: Eukaryota; Metazoa; Chordata; Actinopteri; Istiophoriformes; Xiphiidae. The coding region runs from base 287 to 1081 and encodes 264 amino acids. Gene Ontology annotation, molecular function: insulin-like growth factor II binding; insulin-like growth factor I binding.